Molecule: messenger RNA, 1915 nt
Organism: Neopsephotus bourkii (Bourke's parrot)
Lineage: Eukaryota; Metazoa; Chordata; Aves; Psittaciformes; Psittacidae
Exons: 5
Coding region: 224-1915 (563 amino acids)
Molecular function (GO): protein binding
Source: RefSeq, a predicted model, not a curated record
ACCUUCAAGGAUGAAGCCUCCACAGCCUGCCCAGGGCAACCUGUUCCCUUUCCUGGUCACCCCCCCAGUGAAACCCAAAAGGAGCUGCACUGGGGUUUAGGUUGGUGUGUUUGUUUUUCCCAUAUGCCUAAACAGAAUUCCUGUUUAGCAGAAUUCCUGAGCCUGCUGCCUCUUAUCCUUUCAUUGGGCACCACUGAGAACUUUCCAUCUUCUUCACUGCACCAUGUUGAUAAGCCUGUUCCUAAUGCAGCCCAGGAUGCUGCUCGCCGGUGUCGGUGCUCUGCCACGCUUCCCCCUCCGAUGGGAUGGGCAGCCUUCCUUUUUGGCUAACAAGCUGCUGGGAAGGAGACAUCCCUGCAUUCUCUCCAUGGGCAGAACCUCCCAGUGGAUCGAUGCAGGUGCCUGCUGGGGGAACAGCACCGGCCCCUCCUGGGUGUGUGAGCUGUAUUUUGACAAGAUCCAUGACAUCUACUGGGCGCGGGUGAGAGCAGUAGCUGGAGGCGAGCGUUCUGAGUGGGCCUACUCCCGCGAGCUGCAGCUCUACAGAGACACCAUUGUGGGACCCCCCAGGUUGUCCUGCCUGCUCCAGGGUGACAUCCUCAGUGUCAGUAUCAUCAUGCCGCUCACUCCCUAUCGAAGGAAAACCGGCUCCCCGAAGCCGGUUGACCGAGUGCUGCUGAAGCUGUGGUAUUGGCUGCGCCUGUACGAAGGGGACAUGCUGGUCCAGCAGGUGCCCUGUAGACGGAGCGGGAAGGAGGCUCCAUGCACGUUCAGAGACCUGAAGCCCAGCACACGGUACUGCGUCCGCACGCUGGCCUCAGACAUGUCCCGGGAGCGGAGCCGGGAGGCCGAGCAGUGCGUGGUGACUGCCACGGACACUGGAGGCUUUCACUGGGUCCUCCUUGUUGUCCUGAGUGGCAUCUUCCUGCUGCUGACUGUGUCCGGCCUCUACUUCCUCCUGCGGCUUCUCUUCCCCAGUCCCUUGGAGACCCACCUCCCGAAAACACUUGCAGGUGAGAAGCCUCCCAUGGCCUCUGGCAGCUGGGGCAUAGCCUGGGAGCAGCGGUGUGACAGGAGCUGUGGCCCAGCACAGUCCCUGCAGGCUGAGGCUGACUCUGUUUCCCAGCAGGGUCUCCUGAACAGGGAGCUGAGUGUGACCAUUCGGGCUCCCACCCUCGAGCUCCAGCAGGACUCUGUCGCCCCGCUCCUGCUGCCCAUUCACCGCUCCCAUGGGCCGCCUGCAGCCGAGCAGACACCCGCAGCCCAGCAGCUCCUCACGGAAAGCCUUUCCCAGAACACGGGUGGCUACUGUGCCAACGGGUUUGGGCCGGACUGCUGGGAGGGAAGGGACCCGUCCUGUGCCUUGCGUCCUGCGCUGGAGCAGGUCUUGGGCUGCCAGGUCUCACUGCCGCUGGAGGAGGAUGGAAAGCGUAGUGGUGAUGAUGUGCUGGAGCAGCCAGUGGGACUGGUGGCAGACGGCUACACAGGUGACAGGGAAUACCAGACAUCCAAGACCUGGCUCUCCCUGCACCUCCAGCUCUAUUCUAAAUGCCAGUUCCAAGCCCCUGUAGCAGGCAGCUGCCUUCCCCUGCCCACACCAGGCAGGAGCCCCAGCCAGGAGGAUGAGCGGGAGAGGCUUGGCCUGGCAGACCGCUGGGUACCGCUCAGCUCCGUGAAGCUGCCGGCCACCGAGGACGAGGAGGAGGAGGAGGAUGGGGGGCAGCUCGCCACCCCCCACCAGCCCCUGCGUGUCCGUGGGGCUGCCCCGCAGGCGGGUGACGGCAGCGGGCAGGAGGGUGCCCCGGAGCAGGGGGCCAGCCGCCGCCUGCCGCCCGCCGCUGUCUGUGGCUACGAGCCGCGUCCCCCGGCAACCUGGGAGCCACAGCAGCUCUGUCCUCAGUCACGGCACCCGUAG